Messenger RNA from Peromyscus leucopus (white-footed mouse), 2200 nucleotides. RefSeq names its product protein arginine N-methyltransferase 6-like. Gene Ontology annotation, biological process: peptidyl-arginine methylation. Gene Ontology annotation, molecular function: protein-arginine N-methyltransferase activity. Lineage: Eukaryota; Metazoa; Chordata; Mammalia; Rodentia; Cricetidae. The record is from RefSeq and is a predicted model, not a curated record.
UCUUAUUUAAUAAGACGGUUGAUUACAUCAACAGAUACACUUCCUGGUAAUGGGUUUUAGAGUAUCAUAUGACUGAUGAUAAUUGUUCUUUAGUUUGAACCAUAGAAUUCUCAGAACAGGACUCAAGUCAAAGUGAACAAUUCUCUGGAAACACAAUGGAGGGUGUAAGGUCAUCUGAUGGCCACAGCAACUCUACUUUUUGCCCUGGAUCUUUCAGUCCAUUGGGGGAUCACUUUGGACUCAGAACCAAGAUCUUGUGUUAAGGUUUUCACUUUGCCCCACUUACACAUUCUUUGUUUCCUAACUCCAGUUAGAAUAGAGAGCUUGAUGAGUUACAAGCGUCAGGGAAGGGACAGGAACCGUGCCACCAAAAUUCAGUAGCAGAGGCGGGGAUCGGACAAGGGGAGCAGAAACACAUAGCUGUAAGUGGGUGUGUCUGCUUCAAGAAUGGGUGAAACCGAAAGAGGCUGAGGGACGGAAGGAAAGAGCGAGAACGGAAAGAAUCCCAGGAUAAUAGUGUGGUCAUAGGGAAACAGUAAGUAAAGGGUUUGGAGAGGCGGAACAAAAGUGUCCUGUAGGCAAAAGAAACUCUUUGCACGCCUCCGCCCGAAGGAGGCGGGACGACCAGCGGGGACUACAAAUCCCGGCAGGCCCCGGGACUCGGAGCCCGCUCGCCACACCGCGCAAAGCCUGCUGGGGGCCGGUUGCCGCGGCCAAGAUGUCGCUGAUCAAGAAAAGAAAGCUGGAGUCGGGGGGUGGCGGCGCAGGAGGGGAGGGAGCCGGGGAGGAAGAUGGCGGGGAGCAGGAGGCAGCCCCGCCACGACCCCGGAGGACUAAGCGCGAGCGAGACCAGCUGUACUACGAGUGCUACUCCGACGUAUCGGUCCACGAGGAGAUGAUCGCCGACCGCGUCCGCACCGACGCCUACCGCCUGGGCAUCCUGCGGAACUGGGCCGCGCUGCGAGGCAAGACCGUGCUGGACGUGGGCGCGGGUACCGGCAUUCUGAGCAUCUUCUGCGCCCAGGCCGGUGCCCGGCGCGUGUACGCGGUGGAGGCCAGCGCCAUCUGGCAACGCCGGGAGGUCGUGCGGCUCAACGGGUUGGAGGACCGCGUGCACGUCCUGCCGGGCCCGGUGGAGACGGUGGAGCUGCCGGAGCAGGUGGACGCCAUCGUGAGCGAAUGGAUGGGCUACGGACUUCUGCACGAGUCCAUGCUGAGCUCCGUGCUGCACGCGCGGACCAAAUGGCUGAAGGAGGGCGGUCUCCUCCUGCCAGCUUCCGCGGAGCUUUUCGUGGCCCCGAUUAGCGACCAGAUGCUGGAAUGGCGCCUGGGUUUCUGGAGCCAGGUGAAACAGCACUACGGCGUGGACAUGAGCUGCCUGGAAAGCUUCGCCACGCGCUGCCUCAUGGGCCACUCGGAGAUCGUGGUGCAGGGUCUGUCCGGCGAGGACGUGCUGGCCCGGCCGCAGCGUUUUGCCCAGCUCGAGCUGGCCCGCGCCGGCCUGGAGCAAGAGCUGGAGGCCGGUGUAGGCGGGCGCUUCCGCUGCAGCUGCUAUGGCUCCGCGCCUCUGCAUGGUUUUGCCAUCUGGUUUCAGGUGACCUUCCUGGAGGGGACUCGGAGAAACCCGGUGCUGUCCACCUCGCCCUUUCACCCGGCCACUCACUGGAAGCAGGCGCUCCUCUACCUGAAUGAGCCGGUGCCGGUGGAACAAGAUACGGACAUUUCAGGGGAGAUCACUCUGCUGCCCUCCCGGGACAACCGACGCCUGCGCGUGCUUCUGCGCUACAAAGUGGGGGACCAGGAGGAAAAGACCAAAGACUUUGCCAUGGAGGACUGAGCAUUGCCUUUUCGCCCAUCCACCUUCUUCGGAAAAGAAAAGGAGAUCUGUGCAAGUCGGAGACAUAUUUGUCUCCUCUUCCUCACCGUUUCUGGGAAAGGGAGAGUGACUUCAGUCUUCAUUUGAGGACAUUCUUCUGGCAGUGUUUAUUUAAAAAGUACUGUUCACAGUAUCAGCAUGGCUGUACAAAAGGAGCAAUAUAUGCCACUGAGUACCAAAGAAUCCAGAGGAGCGCCACGGCCUUUGGGAUGAACACACUUGGGAGGGAUGAAAGCCUGAGGUGUGUGGACACCCAGGCACUGUUGAUGCAAUAUGUAGACUAGGACUGGUAAUGUGGAGCCCUUAGGCUCCAGGUCUGGAUUA